UGCGUUCAGGUUCAUAACCGUUCACACUCUAACCGCUGGUUCGCUCGCUAACAACAUGCAGCCGCCUCGGUAACGCCUCCCUGUCGCCUCUCUCCGGCUCCAAAGUACAAAUAACAUCAGGUUGGCCGGUUUGUGUGAGAGUUCACCGGGCUACAGGUGAUUCCUCCACCGUCUCCAAACGUUGAGUUCCCGUUUCAGGUGAAAACAAAAUGAGACGAGCAGCAGGAGAAGAAGCACCGCCCGGGGCUCCGGGUCCCUCACCGGAGGAAGAGCAACGAAAGAAGGCGACGGUGAUCCACGUCGUUUAUUUAAUCGCUGCUUUGGACAUCACGUGGAUGUUUUUACAGUUUUCUGUCACCCCGUAUUUGGCAAAGAAACUCGGCUUCGACACCUUGUGGUUUGGUUAUUUGCAAACCACGGUAGGUGUCAUCCAGCUGAUUGGGGGUCCAAUGUUUGGAAGGUUUGCAGAUCUUUUCGGAGCACGACUCGCCUUGUCUCUGUCUUGUUCUGCAACAAUAGUUUUCUUUCUGCUGCUGGCCAUCGCAAAUCAUCCUGCCAUGCUGUUCAUACACAAACUCCCCACAAUCUUCAUGCAUGUCCUGCCUGCGUGUCAGAUGGUCGUCGCCGACCUGUCAGAACCUGAAAACUGUGCGGAUGCUUUAUCCAAACUUGGUUUGUGUUUUGGCAUCGGUAUGAUAACUGGCUCCACGUUAGGCGGCCAUCUGAUCACACGCUAUGGGGAGACAUUUACUGCAUGUGUUGGUGCUGCGGGGAGCGCCUUCAGUUUACUGUUGGUUUUAAAGUUUAUCCCAAAAACUACCAAAACUCAAGCUGCAGCAGCCGACACACACAGCGAGAACACAAACAAGUCUGUAUUCAGUGUGGGAGAGAUCACAAGACUGAUGAAGUUUCCAGGUGUGGUGCGGACCUUUGCCGUAAAAAUAGUUGCAGGUUUGCCGUCAGGUAUUUUCCAAGUGAUGUUCUCCAUCAUUGCGCUGGACUUCUUUAAGCUGCAACCCGAGCAGAACGGCUAUCUGAUGGCGUAUUUUGGCAUAGUCAACAUGUUCAUUCAGGGAGGAGUGAUGGGCCCGCUGACGGCGAGGUUCACUGAGAACUAUUUGCUGGUUCUGUCCGUCGGAGUUGCUUCUUUGGUGGGACUGGCUCAGGCUUACAUGCAGAACGUGUUCCAGCUCUGCCUCACCAUCGUCCCCAUGAUGUUUUCUCUCAGCGUGUUUAACGUCAUCACAGACACCAUGCUCACCAAGAGCGUCCCGUCCACCGACACAGGCACGAUGAUGGGGCUGUGUGCAUCCGUCCAGUCUCUGCUCCGCACAGUUGGACCGACUGUCGGCGGCUUCCUGUACGUGAACUACGGCCUUCCCUCUAUAGGCUUAACCCAGUUUGUUGUGAACACCGCCGUGUUCGCGUACCUGCUGCGACCUCACCUGAAGAAGACACCUGAGCGACGGGAAUGAAGUGUCUUUAAAAGUCUGUCCAUGAGCGAACAGAGGAGGUGGAAAUCAAUGUUUUCUGAUUCAAAGCACAAUCGUUCCUGCAGCUGCACGUGUCUGAAGUUCUCCGUCCAUCGCGGUCGUUUACAUGAUGAGAUGUGGUCGUUUCAUUCCAGUUCUUCGUUACUCUGCUUCACCUGUGGAGCUGGAGGUUCAGGAACAAACCACUAGAUGGAAGCAAAUCCUGUUUUACCUGCUGAUGUUUCCAGGAUUCAUCCAAUCUACAUCACUCCUACGUGAACAUAGUUAUAUGAGAACAAAUACUAAUUUGUAAUGGAAGUUUAUUUUUUAUAAAUUUGUCAUUUGUUUUUCAUUAAACCUUUAAAAA
Messenger RNA from Larimichthys crocea (large yellow croaker), 1839 nucleotides. It is a transcript of the gene slc67a1, whose product is annotated as solute carrier family 67 member 1. Gene Ontology annotation, cellular component: nuclear envelope. Gene Ontology annotation, biological process: transmembrane transport. The coding region runs from base 210 to 1475 and encodes 421 amino acids. The record is from RefSeq and is a predicted model, not a curated record. Gene Ontology annotation, molecular function: transmembrane transporter activity. NCBI's taxonomy places the organism in Eukaryota, Metazoa, Chordata, Actinopteri, Sciaenidae. The transcript has 10 exons.